AGUUGUCCUGUCCUAGCCUUCUAUCAAACCCUACCUCUGGAAGAAUGAGCUGGCCAGCCUCUCCAUGCCCACGUCUGAUCUGCAGCUGGAGAAAAUCACAUACCCACUUAGACAUGGUGACAAGAUAGAUUACCCCAGGCUUUUUGCAUCUGUACUCAUCAAGUGAGAUUGCUUGUGAGGUUUUUUUCUUUGUGCUCUCUUCCUCCGGUUACUGAUCAGAGUUAUGCUUGUUUUUUGGUAAAAUGGAGAUGCUUUCCAUUUUUUCUCUGUUACUUAGUAGUUUAAAUAACAUGAGAAUUACUUAUCCUUUGGCUUGAGAGAGGUGGCUCAUGAACCAUAUGGACUAGGGGCCUCACAUGGGGGUUGUUUUUUACUAUUUUCUCUGUUGCUUCUCUGGAUAUUGGCAGGAGCAAGCUUUCAAAAAUUUAGCAGCUACUCUGCCAGGGACAGGACCAAUCAGAACAUGAUAGUGUCUGACCAAAGAGGAUGGAUGCCAACCAGAAUGCCGUACAGGGUAAGGGGCUGUUUGCCACACAACUGAUCCGGAAGGGGGAGACCAUCUUUGUAGAACGGCCUCUGGUGGCCGCACAGUUUCUCUGGAAUGCACUUUAUCGCUACCGAGCCUGUGACCACUGCCUUCGGGCACUGGAGAAGGCAGAGGAGAAUGCUCAGAGGCUGACUGGGAAGCCAGGCCAGGUUCUGCCUCACCCUGAGCUGUGUGCUGUGCGCAAGGACCUCCACCAGAACUGUCCGCACUGUCAGGUGAUGUACUGCAGUGCAGAAUGUCGGCUGGCGGCUGCUGAGCAGUACCAUCAGGUCCUGUGCCCAGGGCCCUCCCAGGAUGACCCCCUGCACCCUCUCAAUAAGCUGCAGGAGGCCUGGAGGAGUGUUCACUACCCCCCUGAGACGGCAAGCAUCAUGUUGAUGGCCCGGAUGGUGGCCACGGUGAAGCAGGCCAAGGAUAAAGAUCGUUGGAUAAGGCUCUUCUCCCAGUUCUGUAAUAAAACAGCCAAUGAGGAGGAGGAAAUUGUCCACAAACUCCUGGGGGACAAAUUCAAGGGCCAGCUGGAACUUCUACGGAGACUCUUCACAGAGGCCCUCUAUGAGGAGGCGCUCAGCCAGUGGUUUACUCCAGAUGGAUUCCGGUCUCUCUUUGCUCUUGUUGGGACCAAUGGCCAAGGAAUUGGGACCAGCUCCCUGAGCCAGUGGGUCCAUGCCUGUGAUGCUCUGGAGCUGAAGCCUCAGGACCGAGAGCAGCUGGACGCCUUCAUUGACCAGCUGUACAAGGACAUCGAGGCAGCCACUGGCGAGUUUCUUAACUGUGAAGGAUCUGGCCUCUUUGUGCUUCAGAGCUGCUGUAACCACAGCUGUGUCCCCAAUGCAGAGACCUCCUUCCCAGAAAACAACUUCCUUUUGCAUGUUACUGCCUUGGAGGAUAUCAAGCCAGGAGAGGAAAUCUGUAUCAGCUACUUAGACUGCUGUCAGCGGGAGCGCAGCCGCCACAGCCGCCACAAGAUCCUCAGAGAGAACUAUCUGUUUGUCUGUUCCUGCCCCAAAUGCCUGGCAGAGGCUGAUGAACCCAAUGUGACCUCAGAGGAGGAGGAAGAGGAAGAGGAGGAGGAAGGAGAGCCAGAAGAUGCGGAGCUAGGCGAUGAGAUGACUGAUGUGUGACAUCACCCUGCCUGGAAGGGGCCCUGCCCCAGACCCUGCAGGAAAAGGGGGCCUCCCCCCAGAGGGGAGACUUGGAAGGAGCUCCCCACUCUCCUUGCCUGCUAUCUUCCCGCCCCACCCCCCGCCCGUUCCAGCUCUGUUUCUGCCAGAGGGUAGGACAGAGGCCGGACCCUAGGCCCUAGGCACUCACCUCCCACCAGACCUUAUGCCCUGGACACUGCUGCUGAGGGGCUCAGGCUCUGCGCUGUCAUUGAGCCUCUCAGAACUGCCCCCACACAACACACAAACACACACAUGCACACACUCUCCAGGUGUAGCAGCUGCAGCCAAGGUCAGGCCCUAACAGUGUCUCUUGCCCCGGUCCCGCUUACCUGUCCACCUGAGGCUUCACCCCUUUCAACCUGCUACAGAGGGGGUAACAAAGUGGCCAUCUGAGGACGGCCUGACUGCUCUGAAAUGACAGGAGAGGGGUUGAGCUGCCUCCACCUUCUUCCCCACCUCCCACUGUUACAGCUGCUAAGGCAACUGCCUCCUGCUAGCACUGCUGGGAGAGGCAGGAAGGAGCAGCCUGGCCUCCAGGCCUCCAGAGCAUCUCCCCUGAGGCUUUGUGCCCUGGACACGGGACCAAGGGGAUACUUCCUUCUGCCCACCUCCUCAUGUCCUUAUUUGGACUUCUGGGGGAGUGGAGAUUAACCCCUUCCCCAGACUCCGGAAUCUCUGUACCUUGUGCCUUGCUUCUCAGGCCCUGGCACAGUGGCUGGCCACAUGGGGUAUGCAAGAGGCCUCUGCCUCCCUCAGGAGGGGCAUGUGGGGGAUCAUCACCCCUUCCUCACACUCUUUCCCACCGAGGACUCCAGCAGCUUGGUUGACACUGGGGCAUGACAGGCCUGCGCUCCUUAAUUUUGGAUGCCCAAAAGGCUUCCCUGGGACCAGUUUAACAUGGGUCAGUGAGGGGCUCUCCUGGCCUCCAUCUCCAUCUUUGGGGUCCCCAGAGAGGAACAAUGAAGUCUUCCAGAAACCUAGAGGAGCUAGGCUAGAUAUUCUGACUUAAGCCCUGCCUGUGUCACCCUCCCACUUCCCCCCAGUUAGCACCACCCCUCACUCUUGGGUUGGAUGCUAUGAGAAUUAUAGCCCAUCACUUCCAGUUUCUUUGCCUGCCUACCUUCCUGGCGGGCCUGCCACCACCCCUGCUGAGGGAUCUGAGAGGGCAGGUGCCCACCCCAUAGGCUGUCCUAGAUCAUGAGUCAGGUGGUGCCCCACCUGUGUGGCCUCUUGGGCUCUUACUCCUUCACAGCAGCCAGCACCCCCUCCCGCCCCCGCCUGCCCACUGUUCCCAAUAAAGUGUGAGUGGUGACAGGC
Lontra canadensis (Northern American river otter) is the source of this 3030-nucleotide messenger RNA. RefSeq names its product SMYD family member 5 (gene SMYD5). The transcript is spliced from 13 exons. NCBI's taxonomy places the organism in Eukaryota, Metazoa, Chordata, Mammalia, Carnivora, Mustelidae. The record is from RefSeq and is a predicted model, not a curated record. The coding region runs from base 487 to 1671 and encodes 394 amino acids. Gene Ontology annotation, molecular function: histone H4K20 methyltransferase activity; protein binding.